Auanema sp. JU1783 is the source of this 1563-nucleotide messenger RNA. The record is from the annotation of a GenBank genome assembly. NCBI's taxonomy places the organism in Eukaryota, Metazoa, Nematoda, Chromadorea, Rhabditida, Rhabditidae.
AUGGCUCCCAUAACCUUGGAACAUAUCAAUGUUCACACCACCAGCUUUGCUGAGAUCACCAGACGUGAGAAGGCCGAGCUUCAAGGCUUGAACAAUCGUUUGGGGCAAUACAUCGCUCGCGUGCGUCUGCUUGAAGAUCAGAACAAGAGAUUCGUUGGAGAUUUGCAACAAUUGAGUCUCAGCUGGGGACAGAAGAAUCGUGAUAAUCGGGUUCGCAUCUCAGUCGAUGUCAAAGCAUACCGUCAGAAGAUCGGUCAAGCUGAACGUGCUCAUUUCGAACACGAUGUUCGUGCUAAGCGUACUCAUUUCAGAAUCAACGUCUUGAAAAAGAGAAUCGCUGAUAUUCACCGUCUUCGUGAUGGCGAUAGACAUGGUCUUCAGGAUUACGAGAAGUCUAUCAGAGAACAGCUUUCUAUUCUCGCCCAACAUCAAGAGAGAUAUCAACGUGUUCUUCAAGAGGAGGUCGGUGUCUACACUGAGAAUCAACGUCUUUAUGCUGAGCUCGACCAAGUCUACGAUCAUGUUGACAGCAUCACCAUUGACACUCUUGACUUACAAAGUCAAAUUAGAAGAAUCGAACUGGAAAUCGGCUUGCUCAGAAAGAUCCAUGACACUGAAGUCGUUGAACUCAGCAAGAUGGCUAUCUUAGCUCCAGCUGACACCAAGGAAUUCUUCAAGACCGAAAUUGCAUUGGCUAUCAGAGAUAUCCGCAAGGAAUUCGAUAACAUCCACAACAUCACCAUGACCAGAAUGAGAGGCGUUCAUGAACAGAAGAUCUCAGCAAGACGCGUCCACCAUGUAUAUGAUACUAGAAAGACCGAGAUCAUUCAAAGUUGCCGUAUCAAGACUGAAGAGAUCCUCCAAAAACAGAGUGGAAUUGAAGCUCUCAAUGCUCAACUACAGAGCAAGUUCGACGCUUUGAGCCUUCAAAGAGAAGAAGAUCAAAGAAGACACGAUGAAGAAGUUAGAAAGCUUGAUGACCAAUAUGAGUUUGCUCGUGAUGAUUACAGAAAACUUUUAUCUGAGUAUGAAAACUUGGUUGCUAUCACCAGUAAUAAUAACUCUGAAAUUGCUAUCUACAGAGCUCUUGUUGAGGGAGAAGAAAAGAGAGUUGGAGUUACCCAUGACCAUCAUGUAAUUACCCAUGUAGCCGCCCCUGUUCAAACCAUCGUCCACGAGCAAGAUAUCAACGCUAGUGGAAGAAACGAUAUCACCUUCAGAACUCAUGCCACCGGUAACAUCGUUCUUCAUUGCGAUCCCAUCGGAAGAUCAAUCACUUUGGAAAACAAGAGCCUCAUCUCUGAAGAUGUUUCCUCAUGGAGAAUCUCACGUAAGGUUGAUCACCAACCAGAAAUCAGUUAUGUGAUCCCACAUGGAGUUAGUGUCCCCCCCAAAGCUCGAGUGAAGAUCUUCCCCGGUGGUACCAUCAGAGACUCUUCCGCCUUGGUUAACCAUGAAAUUACAACAUGGGGAAUGGGAGCUGUAGUUUCAACAGUACUAUACAAUCAAUAUGGAGCCCAUAAAGCCGAUCACGAACAAAAAGCAGCUGUUGAAGAUGUAUAA